AUGGAGACAUAUUCUCAACUAAAUCGUGCUCAGCUCAGCUAUGACUAUCUCCAUACCAACUCAACGACACAUGAAUUCCUUUUCGGUGCUAUUGCGGAACUUAUUGAUAAUGCACGUGAUGCUGGAGCGACAGAGUUGGACAUAUUCACAAUUAAAGACAGCUCUGUGCGUGGUAACUUUCUUCUCUGCUUUGCAGACAACGGCUGCGGUAUGACACCAGAUGAUGUGAAAAAUGUCAUAAUUUUCGGGAAGUCUUUAAAGAAGUGUGAGGAUACUGCUGCUAUUGGUAUGUAUGGUAACGGCUUGAAAUCCGGUUCUAUGCGCAUUGGAAACGACUUGGUUUUGUUUACUAAAAAGGAUGGUAUUUACACCUGUCUAUUCUUAUCAAGGACUUUUCAUGAAGAAGAAAAACUUGAUGAGGUAGUUGUCCCGAUGCCCUCUUUCAGAGGUCCUGAAAAGACCCCUAUCGCAGAGACUCCCGAGGAUAAGAAAAAACAUGACCUCGAAAUGCAUUUAAUCCUGAAGUACUCACCAUUCCGCUGCCUAAAAGAUUUCUAUGCACAGUUCGAUAAACUUAAAGAGAGUUCAGGAACCGUUGUGAUUAUAUAUAACAUGAAACUUCUUGAUCAUGGAGGACCUGAAUUGGAUGUCACUACGAACCCACGUGACAUUCUACUUAGUCCGGGACCAGAACAAGAAGAAACCGUUGAACCUGAUGCUGAGGUUAUGCUCCCACCAGAAAGACGUAGUCUUCGAGCUUAUGUGUCAAUUUUAUAUUCCGAUCCACGUAUGAAAGUAUAUUUACAAGGACGAAAAGUCCAAACUAAACGACUGCUAGCAACAUUGCAUAGUACUAGGAAGUAUAAUUUUGCAAGCAAAACCUUUCGUACUAGAGCUGAAGCAGAUUUAGCAAAAGCUAAAAAUGAUGUGAGAAUAGCUGAACUUAGAGCUCAGGAGGCGGAAAGCAAAGCAAGGGAUUGUGAACUUCGUUACCAAGGUUCUGAGGAUCCCGAACAUUUGCGUCAAAUACGUCGUCUUCGAAACACCGCUGCCGACCUACGUGGGGCUGUAGCGAUGCGACAGAAUGUUGUCACGCGCAAACUAAAAUCAAUCAAGGAUCCGAAAACACUGACAUUUUAUUUUGGUGUAAAUGUUAUGAACCGCGCUUGUGAUGGUAUGUUUGUUUAUAAUUGUUCCCGUCUAAUCAAAAUGUACCAACGUAUUGGACCACAACAAGAUUCAAGUAUGAUGUGCCGUGGUGUAGUUGGGAUUGUCGAUGUACCCUAUAUGGUUCUUGAACCUACACAUAACAAGCAAGAUUUUGCUGAUGCUAAAGAAUAUCGUCAACUUAUGCGUGCAAUGGCGGAUCAUUUAAUGCAAUAUUGGGAUGACCUUGGGAUUGAUAAAGAACCAGACAGUUUAAUACGAUUCUGGAAAAGUUUUGGCUAUCUAUCAGCACGCUGGAGAGACCCACCUAGUGUAGAGGAAAAAUAUGCUCGUCGUCGCUGUUGUUCUGUCUCCAUUUGUGUUCAGUGUGAUAAAUGCUUAAAAUGGAGAAUACUUCCAUUCUCACAGAGCCUUGUCGGACGCGAUGUUCCAGAUAAUUGGCAAUGUCGUGAUAAUCCAGAUCAUAAACAUAAAAGAUGUGAGGAUCCUGAAGAAGAUAUGAGCCCACCAAUGGGUGUUUUAAAGAGGAAAAUUAAAACUAAGGAACAAAGACAAGCAGAACUCGAAAAACAAAUCCGUAAAAAACAGGAAGAACUUGAACUUAUUCAAGAUCCUGAUGAUGAAAAAGCUGACGAUUCCAGUGCUACUACUCGUAGUGGUCGCUUAAGUGGCUCUGGGACAAUGACUGUUGCAGAUAAAAAACGUCAAGCUGGAUUAUCGUCAUCAAAUGGCCCUGUAUCGUUAUCAUCCCAAAAACGUACUGGUUUACCACUACCUACAAGUAACCAAAGACAACCACGCCCCAGUGGUCUAGUCCCUAAAGCUCAACAACGGAAUUCAACUACCCCUAAAGGUCGUAAAGUCACAACAGCAGAAAGUGAAAGCAGUGAAGAAGAAGAAGAAGAGACAAGUGAUGAUGAUGAAGAAGAAGAAGAAAAAGAAAUCUCUAAAUCUGUUUCUCGUAGCAAACAAACUACAUCCUCCCUUCCAAAAGUAAAUAAUUCCAUUUCUGUAACUAAAAUCAAUACUUCACAAACCCCUGAAAAAAGUAUUCAGAAGACAACUGAUGAAUUAAAUGGCAAACGAUCAACUAAUAAAGAUAAAAGUCCCGCACACGAUUCAGUCACAAUGCACCAUCGUAAUCGAACUUCAAUAGAUCCAAACAACGGUGAUGCUACAUCUGUAGUAAAUAAGGAUCAAAAUAAAAACAAUGAUUCUGUAGGAAAUAAAUCGAAAGAAUUGAAUUCAACAGUUAACUCUUUAUCAUCCGAAGCUAAUACUGCAAUUAAUAAGAAGAUUCAGGAGAAAUUCAAGGUUUGUCUACGGUAUUUCCUACCCCCUGAAUGGCCAAUGGAAAAAGAUCAAAUUCAUACCCUUACAGAUUCUGAUCUUGCUAGUUUUCCUUUAGAAGACUUCUUCGAUCGCUAUGAACAAGGUCUCCGAUCUCUCUUGGCCACUUUCCAACAAGAAACCAAAAUAUGCUCUGAUCGAUUAACUGAGUUACGAUUCAACGUUUGUGAACUAUUGAAAAAAUAUGAUCCUAGCUUCACUGAACCACUGAGCGACGGUGAAGAAGUUGACAAUUAUAUCAGAAAUUUCCUUAAUAAAGAAUAA
This is a messenger RNA of Schistosoma mattheei, 2781 nucleotides long. The record is from the annotation of a GenBank genome assembly. NCBI's taxonomy places the organism in Eukaryota, Metazoa, Platyhelminthes, Trematoda, Strigeidida, Schistosomatidae.